Messenger RNA from Gasterosteus aculeatus aculeatus (three-spined stickleback), 1337 nucleotides. RefSeq lists its product as uncharacterized. The record is from RefSeq and is a predicted model, not a curated record. Lineage: Eukaryota; Metazoa; Chordata; Actinopteri; Perciformes; Gasterosteidae.
AAUAAGAUGAUGCCACCCUCCUCUUUCUUGUAAAUAUUACUUCAAUAGCGUCUCUGGCAUUCGACCCUUUGUGUCCUACAAGGGCACCUGUCUGGAUAUAGAGUUGAAUGAUGAACAAAAGACACAACAACACUGCAAUCACAAAUAAAUGUGAGAGGUCAUUAAACAUAUAUUUUCUGUUCGUAUUUGAGACAGCAGCUGAAGGAGAAAAAGGGAAAUGCUUUGCGGGAACAAUUUUAAACAUUAACUCGCUGUCUUAGAUGUGAUUUUGAACCACUUUGGAAAAAAAGAUAGGAACUUAAACCCUCCUUUCCUGAGUUGAGGAACAUGUUCCUCUCUUAGUGGAAGGGUGCACUUCACGGUCAUGCUGACUUUCCCAAUCAGCAGUCAAUGAAGAACACCUGUCCGUCGUUACCUUCUCAGUCGGCGAUCGACCGCCGAGUACUUCCUGUUUCGCAUUUAAUUGGUUCUCUGACGCCAGAAGAUGCCAUUUUGCCUCUCAAGCAAGAUGGCUACUUGUGUUCUUCCACGUCAGUUGCUCUUCGUUGCACUGUGCUGCUGGAAUGUCCUUUGCUUUCCUGCUAAAGAAGGGCCAUGGCUCCAGCCUAACGAGGAGGUCCGUCCUCAUCGCUCGUCCCGAGCCGCUCGUGCACUGGUUUCCAGGUUGCAUCACCCUGUUGUAGCCUACGUAGUGCACUAUAGUCCUGGAGCCUAUCCAACAACUUCCAGCCUUCCCCUGGACAUGUCCAGUGAGGCUCCAUGGCGUGCGCCUCCUGUUUGGGAUCCUGUGGAAGAGUCUGCGGCCACGUUCAGAAGAUCUCAGCCCAGGCCGAACGUCGCACCUCCACUUUUCUUUCAAGCAGGCGAGCUUGACCGCUAUGUAGCAAACUCUGAGCCCGGCACAACCGAGGGGCUGAUCUUUCUUGCACCGCCACCUCCUUCGUACCCUGGGAUGUCUGGUCUGUACGCGUCGGAGCCCGGGAUUGGAGAGUGGGAAACGGAAGAUCGAAUGCCCCCGCCUCCCUAUGCCUCGGCGCCGCUGGGGGUUGAGGUUUCUGCAGCUUCGAGCACGUUCACCGCAUCUCCAGUUCCACUAGAGCUGCCACCAGGGGGACGGGGGCAGCACUACCUCUUCUAGACCGGUCCGCUGCCUUCUGGCACUCACGCUCCGACCGACUUUGAGAACAAAAACACACUGAUGAAUCCCGUUCUGAGAGCUCUCACUUUGCAGAUUGGCAUAAAGGCAACUCUAGUAGUCUCUGCCGUUCACUCAUAUGUAUGUAAGGUGCGCGCAAGAUUGCUUUUGUGGAUUUUGAAUAAAACUCUAAAUAACCUUG